GGGUCGGCGCCAUGACGUGGUCCCCGCUGGCCUGCGGCAUCAUCUCAGGGAAAUACGGGAACGGGGUCCCCGAGAGCUCCAGGGCUGCGCUCAAGUGCUACCAGUGGCUGAAGGAGAAGAUCGGGAGCGAGGAAGGGCGGAAGCAGCAGGGGAAGCUGAAAGACCUGUCGCCCAUCGCGGAGCGUCUCGGCUGCACUCUACCUCAGCUCGCCGUGGCCUGGUGCCUGCGAAACGAGGGCGUCAGCUCCGUCCUCCUGGGAUCCUCCAACCCCGAGCAGCUCAUCGAGAACCUGGGCGCCAUCCAGGUUCUUCCAAAGAUGACAUCGCACAUCGUGAACGAGAUGGACAACAUUCUGGGGAACAAGCCCUACGGCAAGAAGGACUACAGAUCCUAACGCGAUG
Tinamus guttatus (white-throated tinamou) is the source of this 402-nucleotide messenger RNA. Lineage: Eukaryota; Metazoa; Chordata; Aves; Tinamiformes; Tinamidae. The record is from RefSeq and is a predicted model, not a curated record.